Messenger RNA from Phyllostomus discolor (pale spear-nosed bat), 1561 nucleotides. Its product is annotated as protein FAM228B. The transcript has 8 exons. The record is from RefSeq and is a predicted model, not a curated record. Lineage: Eukaryota; Metazoa; Chordata; Mammalia; Chiroptera; Phyllostomidae. The coding region runs from base 561 to 1328 and encodes 255 amino acids.
GGGUGCGGAGCAACCGUCCACGAGCGCAGGGAAGGCGACGCGCCAGCGAUUGGCUGCGACAGCUGCCGGUCACCGAGAAGACCCCACCUCGGUCCGCGAGCUGGCGCCCGCCCACCCGAGGCCGCACUUCCACGGGGUCCUCCGUCCCCUUCCGCGCCGCGCGGAACUGGCUGUUGCCCGGGAGCCGGGGAGACGCGGGACGCGAAACGUUCUCACCUUCUGAGGCCUCCGAGCGGGCUCAGCCCCCGGCCGCAGCCGAGGCCUCGGGGGGCCCUGGGCUGUGGGGUCAGCCCCGCACGGCGGGGCCGGGCUGGGGCCGUGGGAAGCCCUGCCAGUCUCGGGAGGGGGCUGCGGGGACCAGAGCGGCCGGCGCCUCCCUGCCCGGCCCGCAGGGGUCCCCCCACCGGCCGUCCACCGGCUGAGGAUCAGAGCCUGCGCCGCGGGGGCCCGCGGUCACAAGGAUGGUUUCCUAACCAGCACGGGAGGACGCGGGGUGAAUCCGCACUGCUGAAGAAGCCGCGUUUUUAGUUUUCCUGGGGGCUCUGUUACUGGGACCCACAAUGGAAAACUUAGACGGUCACGGUGGUGGGAACCACAAGCUUCCCAAGGUCAAGAGCUCAAAGGAGUGGCUGGCGCCGCAGCCCCUCAGCCUCAUGCAGGCAUUGGCUAGAGAAGAUAAUAAUGCAGCUAUUCAAUCAAUAUUAUAUAGAGAAAAUUAUAUAAUUAAGGAACUGGAUAAGUGCUUGCACCAACAUGACUUCUUGAACGAGAGAAGAAAAGAGCUGCUACAUAAAAGAUGGGUUGACUACGUGGCAGAUCCUCUGCAGAAGAAAAUUAUAGAAAAAGUUUGUUCGCAUAAGAAGAUGAAAAAAAGGAGACAAGAGGAAUUAGACAGUUUUUUAAAAUAUGUCAAUCAAAAGGGAAACGUGUUCUUAGAGCACUAUGAUCCGAAAGAGUACGAUCCUUUCCACAUGAGCAAAGAGGACCCGGAUUUCCUGAAGGUCACCGUCCCACUGUUCUGUGACCCUUUGAAAAAGGCACAGUGUGACAAAGAUGAGGAACAAAGAACUCUCCUUCAGUGUGAGACUGGCAAAAUGCAUACAAUGAAAGAAUUUAAAGAGGUUGAGAAGGCCAAACGGUAUUCCAGAUUCCCAAGAAUCUCUAAUUCAAGGUGUUUCAUGACUCCAAACGAGUGGAUUAGACUGUCAGCAAACUACAUAGAAAGUGAAUUUUGUAAAAGGAGCAGGUUGAAAGUGAAAGUGAAUUUUAACGGCAGUAGUUUUGACUCGAAGCCCUCGGCCAAAGGACCUCAACUUCUGGAAUCCUAGGAAGAAGAAAAAGCUGCUAUUUGCAACCUCACGAGGCUUUGGCAGCCGAGGAGCACGCACCCUGGCCCUCGCCUGGUAGUGAGGAUGCAGAGGAAGGCCGCUUUGGAGGCCGUCUGCCAGCAGGAACCGUUCAGGGGGAGGACCGAGGAGGAUGCACCCAGAAUUGUUCUGUGUCUAAGGAAAGCAGCCGCAAUAAACCCCACUUGCUUUCUGAGUCCGUGUCUGUGUGAUAA